Messenger RNA from Xenopus laevis (African clawed frog), 1847 nucleotides. RefSeq names its product alanine--glyoxylate aminotransferase 2 S homeolog (gene agxt2.S). NCBI's taxonomy places the organism in Eukaryota, Metazoa, Chordata, Amphibia, Anura, Pipidae. The record is from RefSeq and is a predicted model, not a curated record. The transcript is spliced from 14 exons. The coding region runs from base 16 to 1587 and encodes 523 amino acids.
AAGUGAAUAACUGGGAUGAUCUGCGGCUCUCCCAGCAUUGUCAUCUCUGGUUCUCAAGGAAUGAACUUCCCUGCAACCAUGAAAAGAUCCAUAUCCAGAGCCUAUGCCAAUCUCCUCAAAUCUCACCAGCCACUGCCCCUCAUUGGAGUUUCUUUCAGGCACUUCUCAAAAGAUGAACAUCCAGUUAUGCCACCCUGUGAUAUCAAACCAGAAAAAUAUGAGUCCUAUCCAUAUGAACACAUCCUAGCAAUCCGGAAGCAGAGGCUAUCGCCAUCACUCUACACAAUAUAUAAAAAACCAUUGUUGCUGCACCAGGGACACAAGCAGUGGUUAUUUGACUCUGAAGGCCGUCGCUACCUGGAUCUUAUUGCUGGAAUUGUCACUAUCAGUGUUGGCCACUGCCACCCGAAAAUCACAGAAGCUGCUCACAAACAGUUUGGCCAACUGUGUCACACAUCCAACAUCUUCCUGAGUCCCCCGAUUCAUGAAUAUGCUGAGAAAUUAACAAAUCUCCUGCCUGGGAAACUAAAGGUUGCCUACUUUACUAACAGCGGCACAGAGGCAAAUGAAUUGGCUGUACAAAUGGCAAGAGUAUAUACUGGCAACUGUGACGUGAUCAGCCUCAGAGGUGGGUAUCAUGGAAGCAGUCACUUAGCUGUGUCUUUAACAGCAUUGGGUUUCUACAGACCUGGCAUUGCCAUUGGCUCCAACUGCUACACGACAAUGUGCCCAGAUGUGUUCCGUGGUAUAUGGGGUGGAAGUCACUGCAGAGAUUCUCCCGUGCAGACCACAAGGAAAUGCAGCUGCUCCCCGGGUUACUGUGAAGCCAAAGACCAAUAUGUUGACCAGUUUAAGGAAACACUAAGCACCAGUACGGGACAAAGGGUCGCUGCGUUUAUUGCUGAGCCAAUCCAGGGAGGUGCAGGGGCUGUUCAGUACCCCAAAGGAUUUUUACAAGAGGCAUAUAAGCUUGUCCGAGAGAGAGGAGGUCUGUGUAUCGCUGAUGAAGUACAGACGGGUUUUGGAAGAACAGGAAGCCAUUACUGGGGAUUUCAGACUCAUGACGUCAUGCCUGAUAUUGUCACAAUGGCAAAAGGAAUUGGUAACGGUUUUCCAAUGGCAGCCGUUGUAACAACACAAGAGAUUGCCAAGCCCUUCGCCGAUUUUUUGCACUUCAAUACAUUCGGAGGGAAUCCAGUGGCCUGUGCAGUGGGCUCUGCGGUACUUGAUGUCAUUGAGGAAGAAGGUCUGCAGAAAAACUGUGAAGUCGUUGGAACUCAAAUGUUGCUGGAAUUUGCCAAGCUUCGUGAUGAGUUUGAGAUUGUUGGAGAUGUUCGGGGAAAAGGACUUAUGAUUGGAAUAGAAAUGGUCAAAGAUAAGGAAUCACGGAAACCACUCCCUGCUGAAGAGAUGAACUUCAUUUGGGAGGACUGUAAAGACAUGGGAGUGAUCUUUGGAAAAGGAGGCUUAUACGGACAGACUUUUCGGAUCAAACCACCGAUGUGCAUCACGUCAGAAGACGUCGCCUUUGCCGUAGACGUUUUUCAUCGAGCGCUGAGCAGGCACACGGAAAGGUUCCCAAGAUGAUCGGCUACUCAAAGCCAUUAUGGCAAAUAGGCAAACGUGUGCACUUGACAGUCUGACGUUUCGGUAGAUAUAGUAAUUCUAGUGAAUCCCAGAUAGGGAAAGUGGUUUUAUACCUUUAAUGGGUGAAAUGUCUUUUUUGUAUUACAGAAAUCUCUAUAAUUUGUGCUACUGUUUGUUUGCUAAGCAUGUCUGACCACAACAAUGAGCCAAAUGCACACAGAACCGCAAUAUCUCUCGUGAGAAAUAAAAUUCGUCUUUUA